Saccharomycodes ludwigii is the source of this 405-nucleotide messenger RNA. It is a transcript of the gene MXR2, whose product is annotated as peptide-methionine (R)-S-oxide reductase. Gene Ontology annotation, molecular function: peptide-methionine (R)-S-oxide reductase activity. Gene Ontology annotation, biological process: response to oxidative stress; protein repair. The record is from RefSeq and is a predicted model, not a curated record. The transcript has a single exon. Lineage: Eukaryota; Fungi; Ascomycota; Saccharomycetes; Saccharomycodales; Saccharomycodaceae. Bases 1 to 405 code for a protein of 134 amino acids.
AUGUCCAACAACAACAAAAAUAGUAAAUGGAAUCCCAGUUUAACUCAAGAACAACUAUUGGUGUUGAGAGAUAAAUAUACAGAAAGACCACAUACGGGUGCAUAUUUAUAUAAUAAAGAAGAAGGUAUUUAUCACUGUGCAAAUUGUAAUUCUCCCCUAUAUAAAAGUGACACUAAAUUUGAGUCUGGUUGUGGCUGGCCGAGUUUUUAUGAAGAAAUACCCAACAGUCUAAAGUACAAUUUAGAUUCUUCUCAAGGUAUGGAAAGAGUAGAAAUAUGUUGUAAAAAUUGUGAUGGCCAUUUAGGACAUGUUUUUAAAGGUGAAGGAUGGGACAAACAAUUAGGUUUGCCUAAAGACAUCAGGCAUUGUGUAAACAGUGCUUCUUUAAAGUUCAAACACAAAUAG